This is a messenger RNA of Metarhizium album ARSEF 1941, 1719 nucleotides long. Its product is annotated as d-3-phosphoglycerate dehydrogenase. The coding region runs from base 1 to 1719 and encodes 572 amino acids. Gene Ontology annotation, biological process: L-serine biosynthetic process. The transcript has a single exon. NCBI's taxonomy places the organism in Eukaryota, Fungi, Ascomycota, Sordariomycetes, Hypocreales, Clavicipitaceae. Gene Ontology annotation, molecular function: NAD binding; phosphoglycerate dehydrogenase activity. The record is from RefSeq and is a predicted model, not a curated record.
AUGACGCCCUCCGCCAUCCUAGAUCUGACGUCAGACUCUCCCCCUGCGAGAGCUCGUAUUCUCGUCCCCGAGAAAGUCUCGGCUGAUGGUCUCGCCCUGCUCACGCCCUAUUAUGAUGUUGAUGUCAAGCUGGGACUGUCCCCCCAAGAACUCAUUUCCGUCAUCCCCGGCUACCAGGGCCUCAUUGUUAGAUCAGAAACCAAAGUCACAUCAGAAGUGCUACAAUCAGGGAAGAGGCUCAAGGUGGUGGCGCGCGCCGGUGUCGGUGUCGACAACAUCGACGUGCCGGCAGCUACGACGCAGGGCAUCAUUGUCAUCAACUCUCCGGCCGGGAACAUCUUGGCAGCCGCCGAACACACCAUUGCUCUGCUUCUGGCGACGGCCCGCAAUGUUGGCCGUGCCGACGGAACCAUCAAGCAAGGAAAGUGGGAGCGCAGCAAGCUUGUUGGGGUAGAAGUUGGCCGGAAGACGCUCGGUAUUGUUGGCCUGGGCAAGGUUGGCCUGAAUGUUGCCAGGAUGGCCAAGGGUUUGGGAAUGCAGGUCAAAGCCGUCGACCCCUAUGCCAGUGCUGACCUGGCUCGCCAAGCAGGCGUUGACCUCGUUCCAAGCCUCAAGGACAUGCUGCCACAAGUUGACUUCCUCACCAUCCACACCCCGUUGCUGGCGACGACGAUGGACUUGAUUGGGGAGGCGGAACUCAAGGCCAUGAAGAGGACAGCUCGGGUCCUCAAUGUGGCCCGAGGCGGUGUUUACAACGAGGCCGCACUGCUCAAGGGCUUGGACGAGGGAUGGAUUGCUGGCGCAGGCUUGGACGUCUUCACAAGUGAGCCGCCUGCGCCUGAUUCCGUCGCGGCGCAGCUCGCCAGACAUCCCAAGACGGUGGCCACACCGCAUCUGGGGGCUUCCACGGUGGAAGCACAGGAAAACGUGUCGAUGGACGUAUGCACCCAGAUGCUCGAGAUUCUGCGCGGUGGCCUACCGACAAGCGCCGUCAACGCUCCCAUCAUCCUGCCGGAGGAAUUCCGGAAGCUUCAGCCUGCGGUGCAGCUGGUCGAGAAAAUGGGACGCCUCUAUACUCAACAUUUCGUCAAGGAAAAGGGGGGGAUGAUUGGUGAUCGCAAGUUUGAGCUCAUCUAUCACGGCGACCUGGCCGGUAUGCCGAACACGAAGCCACUUUUUGCUGCCCUCGUAAAGGGCCUCGUAGCCUCGUUCAGCGACUCUCACAUCAACAUUGUGAAUGCGGCUCUCAUUGCCAAAGAGAAGGGCAUUAUAAUCAACGAGACACACGCACACCAAGCUAAAGACUUGACUUUUUCAAACCUGGUGACCUUGAGGUCCAUCGCCGACGGCCCGGUUGGGUCCAGGACGGAGCAAAUCAUCGAGGGGUAUGCGUCCGAUAAACGGGUUUACAUUUCGAAACUGGACUGCUUCAACGCAACGUUCAGUCCUGAGGGCACUCUGAUCAUUCUUCACAAUUACGAUGAACCGGGCAAGAUAGGUGGCGUGGGCAUGGUCCUCGGCUCUCAUGGCAUCAACAUUCGAUACAUGCAGGUGGCCAGCUUGGAUGCAGAGGCCCGCCAGGGGCACAACACGCCCCCGAACCAGAAGGACAAUGAGGCUCUCAUGAUUCUGGGAGUUGAUGGCGAAGUUGAUGCAGAGGUCAUGGAGGGAUUGCGCAAGUCAGAAGGUGUUUUGGACGUCAGCUUGAUACGAUUGUGA